This is a messenger RNA of Pongo pygmaeus (Bornean orangutan), 6761 nucleotides long. RefSeq names its product TOG array regulator of axonemal microtubules 1 (gene TOGARAM1). The record is from RefSeq and is a predicted model, not a curated record. Gene Ontology annotation, cellular component: cytoplasmic microtubule; cilium. Gene Ontology annotation, molecular function: microtubule binding. The coding region runs from base 566 to 5890 and encodes 1774 amino acids. Gene Ontology annotation, biological process: microtubule cytoskeleton organization. Lineage: Eukaryota; Metazoa; Chordata; Mammalia; Primates; Hominidae. The transcript has 20 exons.
UAAUCAAACGGGCAGCAACAGGAGGAGGAGCCGCGGACAAGUGGAGCCUGGGCUGGAUCCUCACUAGCUCCGGUCAAACCCUAACUCUUACGGGUGGGGCGGGCAACUUCCGCUCAGAGCAAGGAAAGCGUCACAUCCGUCAAAUGUCUUCACCCCUCCCCCCUUCUCCGCUGUAGCUACGUUUACAACGUUCUGACUUCCUCUUCCAGGAGACUUUGGCCUAGUCUCAACACCUGACGUGGACUACAUAACCCAGCAUUCAUCACGGCAAGUGGAUUUCCGGGUCAAGAGGUCCGCGCUGGGUACAUCACCAUGGAAGCAAUCGGUUUGGUCACGUGGUGCCCUUGGUUACGCCCGGUGGCAGCUGUGGGGUCUAGGGCUCAGACGGGGGCCAUUUUGCCAGAAGCUGCCUCCCGGAGUUGGGGGCGGCCUGGCGGCAGGCUGAAGCUGCUCUUUUUCCUCUUCUGCAGCUUGGGGCUUGGAGAAGAUCUGGAAGUCUGGGCUCCAUCGAGCCCUUUGGAGACGGCAAUGGUUUCUUCCAACCACCACCACUUGACAACCCUGCAUGGCGGCUGCCCCCUCCGCGCUGCUGCUGCUGCCGCCCUUUCCAGUACUCUCUACCUAUCGGCUCCAGAGCCGCAGUCGUCCUUCCGCCCCAAAGACUGAUGAUAGUCGAGUUGGGGGCAUUAUGAGAGGAGAGAAAAACUACUACUGCCGUGGAGCUGCGGGGGACCACGGUUCCUGCCCCACUACAACUUCGCCUCUGGCCUCGGCCCUCUUGAUGCCCUCGGAGGCAGUCUCAAGCAGCUGGUCUGAGUCUGGAGGCGGUUUGUCAGGGGCAGAUGAAGAGGAGACUCGGCUCCUUCAACUCCUCCGCACUGCCCCGGAUCCUUCUGAGGCCUUUCAGGCUUUGCAAGCUGCUUUGCCGCGGCGGGGCGGUCGACUUGGCUUCCCCCGACGCAAGGAAGCUUUGUAUCGGGCACUGGGCCGAGUGCUUGUGGAAGGAGGUAGUGAUGAGAAGCGGCUCUGCUUGCAACUUCUCUCGGACGUUCUCCGGGGUCAGGGGGAGGCAGGCCAGCUUGAAGAGGCCUUUAGCUUAGCACUUUUGCCUCAACUAGUUGUCUCGUUACGGGAAGAGAAUCCAGCCCUGCGGAAGGAUGCGCUGCAGAUCCUUCAUAUAUGUCUGAAACGUAGUUCUGGAGAGGUUCUGAGAACGCUCAUACAACAAGGACUGGAAAGUACCGAUGCCCGACUUAGAGCUUCCACAGCACUACUGCUUCCCAUCUUGCUUACUACUGAGGACUUGUUGCUUGGUCUGGAUCUCACCGAGGUGAUAAUAUCCCUAGCCCGAAAGCUUGGUGAUCAGGAGACAGAAGAAGAAUCUGAGACAGCUUUCUCUGCACUUCAACAAAUUGGGGAGCGACUUGGCCAAGACAGGUUUCAAUCUUAUAUUUCUCGUCUUCCCUCUGCCCUGAGGAGACACUACAAUCGCCGCCUGGAGUCCCAGUUUGGAAGUCAGGUUCCUUAUUAUUUGGAACUUGAAGCCGCUGGAUUUCCUGAAGAUCCCCUUCCCUGUGCAGUGACUCUUUCCAACAGCAAUCUUAAAUUUGGGAUUAUUCCUCAGGAGCUGCAUUCACGAUUAUUGGAUCAGGAAGACUAUAAGAACCGGACCCAGGCCGUCGAAGAACUAAAGCAGGUGCUGGGAAAAUUUAACCCUAGUUCUUCUACUCCUCAUUCUAGUCUUGUUGGCUUCAUUAGUUUGCUAUAUAAUUUGUUAGACGAUUCUAACUUCAAAGUGGUCCAUGGCACACUUCAAGUCCUGCAUUUACUGGUUAUUCGCCUUGGAGAGCAGGUACAGCAGUUCUUGGGACCAGUUAUAGCAGCUUCUGUCAAAGUGCUGGCAGACAACAAGUUGGUGAUCAAACAAGAAUACAUGAAAAUCUUCCUCAAGCUAAUGAAGGAAGUAGGACCUCAGCAGGUGCUUUGUUUACUCCUGGAACAUCUCAAACAUAAGCAUUCCAGAGUGAGAGAGGAGGUGGUGAACAUUUGCAUCUGCUCCCUGCUGACCUAUCCUAGUGAGGAUUUUGACUUGCCCAAAUUGUCCUUUGAUCUUGCCCCAGCUCUUGUAGAUAGCAAACGCAGGGUACGCCAAGCAGCUUUAGAAGCUUUUGCCGUAUUGGCAUCAUCAAUGGGCUCAGGUAAAACCAGCAUCCUUUUUAAAGCUGUGGAUACAGUUGAACUGCAAGAUAAUGGAGAUGGAGUGAUGAAUGCUGUGCAGGCCAGAUUGGCUAGGAAAACCUUACCAAGGCUAACAGAGCAGGGAUUUGUGGAAUAUGCAGUACUGAUGCCAUCUUCUGCCGGGGGUAGGUCAAACCAUUUGGCACAUGGAGCAGAUACGGACUGGCUUUUGGCUGGUAACAGAACUCAGAGUGCACACUGUCACUGUGGUGACCACGUGAGGGAUAGCAUGCAAAUUUAUGGAUCUUACAGCCCAACUAUCUGUACCCGAAGGGUUUUAAGUGCAGGAAAAGGAAAAAAUAAAUUACCAUGGGAAAAUGAGCAGCCUGGAAUCAUGGGAGAAAACCAGACCUCCACUUCCAAGGAUAUAGAGCAGUUUUCAACAUAUGAUUUCAUCCCAUCUGCAAAAUUAAAGCCUUCUCAAGGAAUGCCAGUCAAUGAUGAUUUAUGUUUUAGCAGAAAAAGAGUAUCAAGAAACUUAUUUCAGAAUAGUCGGGAUUUUAACCCAGAUUCUCUUCCUUUAUGUGCUGCUGGUACUACUAGGACUCAUCAAACAAAUCUUUCUGGGAAAUGUGCACAACUUGGAUUUUCACAAAUAUGUGGUAAAACUGGCAGUGUGGGUUCUGACUUACAAUUCCUAGGGACAACUAGCAGUCAUCAAGAUAAAGUGUAUGGUAGCCUCAAUUUUGGCAGUCAGACACAGCAAACAUUUGGUAGUCAAACAGAGUGUACUUCCACAAACGGUCAAAAUCUAAGUCCAGGAGCUUCCAUCCUUCCAUCCUAUCCUGUCUCAUCACCUCGAACUAGUCCAAAGCAUACAUCUCCUCUUAUUAUAUCUCCAAAGAAGUCUCAAGAUAAUUCUGUUAAUUUCUCAAAUUCCUGGCCUCUUAAAAGCUUCGAAGGACUAUCAAAGCCAAGUCCACAGAAGAAGCUUGUCAGCCAAAAAUCGUCUGAUCCUACGGGUAGAAAUCAUGGAGAAAAUUCUCGAGAAAAACCUCCAGUUCAGCUUACACCUGCCUUGGUGAGAUCGCCGUCUUGCCGACGAGGUCUAAAUGGGACAAAGCCUGUUCCUCCCAUACCAAGGGGAAUAAGCCUUUUGCCUGAUAAAGCUGAUUUAAGCACAGUGGGACACAAAAAGAAAGAGCCUGAUGAUAUUUGGAAGUGUGAAAAAGAUAGUCUUCCAAUUGAUCUUUCAGAAUUAAAUUUCAAGGAUAAAGAUUUGGAUCAAGAAGAGAUGCAUAGCUCUCUUAGGUCCCUUCGUAAUAGUGCAGCUAAGAAAAGAGCAAAACUGAGUGGCAGUACUUCAGAUCUUGAAAGCCCUGAUUCUGCAAUGAAGCUCGACUUGACGAUGGACUCCCCGUCUCUGUCUUCCUCACCAAACAUCAGUUCUUACAGUGAAAGUGGAGUUUACAGCCAAGAAUCAUUGACUUCUUCUCUGUCUACAACUCCCCAGGGGAAGAGAAUAAUGUCAGACAUAUUUCCAACAUUUGGGUCAAAACCUUGUCCAACAAGACUUUCUUCUGCGAAGAACAAAAUUUCUCAUAUUGCUGAACAAAGCCCCAGUGCAGGGUCAUCAUCAAAUCCACAGCAAAUUUCCAGUUUUGACUUCACAACCGCAAAGACUUUAGCAGAAGACUCAGUAGUAGUAGUUGGAAAAGGCGUAUUUGGAAGUUUAAGUUCAGCACCAGCAACCUGCAGCCAAUCAGUGAUAUCUUCUGUGGAAAAUGGGGAUACAUUUUCAAUUAAACAAAGUAUUGAACCACCGUCAGGGAUUUAUGGAAGAUCAGUCCAGCAAAAUAUUUCAUCAUAUCUUGAUGCUGAGAAUGAAAAAGAUACUGAAGUUUCUAUUUCUAAAUCUACUUAUAACAAGAUGAGACAAAAGAGAAAAGAAGAGAAAGAACUGUUUCACAAUAAAAAUUGUGAAAAGAAGGAAAAAAAUACCUGGGAACGAAUGAGACAUACAGGAACCGAGAAAAUGGCAUCUGAAAGUGAAACAUCUACUGGAGCUGUUUCACAGUAUAAAGAAAGGAUGCCUUCUGUCACUCAUAGUCCAGAAAUAAUGGAUCUGUCAGAACUACGGCCAUUCUCUAAACCAGAAAUAGCACUGACAGAAGCCCUGAGGCUUUUGGCUGAUGAGGAUUGGGAGAAGAAAAUUGAGGGACUGAAUUUUAUUAGAUGCUUAGCUGCUUUUCAUUCUGAGAUACUGAACACAAAGUUGCAUGAAACAAAUUUUGCAGUUGUUCAAGAGGUGAAAAAUUUACGUUCUGGAGUUUCUCGUGCUGCUGUGGUCUGUUUAAGUGAUCUUUUCACUUAUUUGAAAAAGAGCAUGGAUCAAGAGCUAGAUACCACAGUAAAAGUUUUGUUACACAAGGCUGGUGAAUCAAAUACAUUUAUAAGAGAAGAUGUUGACAAAGCAUUGAGAGCUAUGGUUAAUAAUGUAACUCCUGCACGUGCAGUUGUUUCUCUUAUCAAUGGUGGACAAAGCCAUUUACACAUUGCUGUAAGAAGGUGUACAGCCCAGCAUUUAUCAGAUGUAUUGGAAUUUAUGGAACCAGAACGUAUUUUAUCUGCAGCAAAGGAUAUGGCUGAACGUAUAUUACCAGCUGCUGCUAAGUUUGCUCAAGACAGUUCACAAGAAACCAGGUAUUAUGGUCGAAAGAUGCUGUUCUUCAUGAUGUGUCAUCCUAACUUUGAAAAAAUGCUUGAAAAGUAUGUCCCAUCUAAAGAUUUGCCAUAUAUUAAGGACUCUGUUAGAAACUUACAGCAAAAGGGUUUGGGGGAGAUACCAUUAGAUACUCCUUCAGCAAAAGGAAGACGAUCUCAUACUGGCAGUGUUGGAAAUACAAGAUCAUCAUCUGUUUCUAGAGAUGCUUUCAAUUCAGCUGAAAGAGCUGUAACUGAAGUUCGUGAAGUGACCAGAAAAUCAGUCCCUCGUAAUUCCUUAGAAAGUGCUGAGUACCUUAAACUCAUAACUGGCUUAUUAAAUGCAAAAGACUUUCGUGAUCGUAUUAAUGGGAUUAAGCAGCUUUUAUCAGAUACUGAAAAUAACCAAGACCUUGUUGUUGGAAACAUUGUGAAGAUUUUUGAUGCUUUUAAAUCUCGACUUCAUGAUUCUAAUAGUAAAGUAAAUCUGGUGGCUCUGGAAACAAUGCACAAAAUGAUUCCUCUACUUAGAGACCACUUAUCUCCUAUAAUCAACAUGCUAAUUCCAGCAAUAGUGGACAACAAUCUGAAUUCCAAGAAUCCAGGCAUCUACGCGGCUGCUACGAAUGUUGUUCAGGCACUGAGUCAGCAUGUAGACAAUUACUUACUUCUACAGCCAUUUUGUACAAAAGCUCAGUUUUUAAAUGGAAAAGCAAAACAGGAUAUGACGGAAAAGCUUGCUGAUAUUGUUAUGGAACUUUAUCAAAGGAAGCCGCAUGCCACAGAGCAGAAAGUGUUGGUUGUUUUAUGGCAUCUCUUAGGAAAUAUGACAAAUAGUGGCUCUCUGCCUGGAGCUGGUGGAAAUAUACGAACAGCCACAGCUAAAUUAUCAAAAGCACUCUUUGCACAGAUGGGUCAGAAUCUGUUAAAUCAGGCUGCAUCUCAACCACCACAUAUCAAAAAGAGUUUGGAGGAAUUACUCGAUAUGACAAUUUUAAAUGAAUUAUGAAUCUUUGAUAAAAUACUGUAUGAUGAACAAAAGCGUUUACAUGAUGACAAAUGGAACUUUCUAAAAGUUACGUUAUCAGUGCCUGCACUUCACAUCCAGCAAAUUAAGUCAAUGGCUAUUUUUAUUUGCAGCCUAUGAGUACACAUCUGUCCUAUAUCAACCUUACCACUUAUAUUCAUCACAUAAAUACCUAAAAUAUAUCAUUCAUGAAUAAUUCAUGAAAUCUGAGUCACAUGGGAUGAAUUCAAUUUUAAUAUUUUUGAGAAAAGUCCUGCUCAUUUGCACUAUUCUAUAGAAACUACAAUUUGUUGCCCUAUAUGUACAAUUAGAAUUGUAAUUAAAAAUAUACUUUUUAUUGUGUAAUCAUGUUCUGGUAUGUCUCAUUUCUCAGCCUUAUUUUAUAACAUGGAAGUCAUUGAACUAUGUUAUCAGAAACUAAGUUUGUAUAUUAUUUGUGAAAAACAUGUAUUUCUGAAUCAGUCCGCUAAUAUGAUUGUGCAGUAUUAGCUUGCUUUUGCUGCUGUGUUAAUGUCAUAUAUUUGCUUACCUUUUGGGUUUAAUUAUCUACAUAAUUGUGAAAUUUAACAAGUUAUAAUAAAGCAUGACAACCAAAGUUUUAGAAAACAAACUUUUAAAUGCACGUUUAAAAAACGUGUUGAAUGUAACCCCCCUAUUUUUGUGUGCAAACACUAAAUUUUAUUUGUUUAUGUUUUGACCUUUAUAAAGGUGUUAUUUUGCUGCCCAGUUGUGUAAUUCUCAAAAAUAGUGCCAGGUCUUCUAUAGCUUUUUUCAGAAUUCAUGGGCUUACAAGUACUGUAUGCAUCUUUAAAAAGAAAAGGAAUGUUAUAAAAUAAAAGGAUUUAUUUCUUUA